Messenger RNA from Stomoxys calcitrans (stable fly), 658 nucleotides. Its product is annotated as protein TsetseEP-like. NCBI's taxonomy places the organism in Eukaryota, Metazoa, Arthropoda, Insecta, Diptera, Muscidae. Bases 38 to 658 code for a protein of 206 amino acids. The record is from RefSeq and is a predicted model, not a curated record. The transcript has a single exon.
ACUACUUCCAGUAUUCAGUGGGGAAAAACAAUCCAAAAUGAGGUUGUUAAAAUUAUUACUUUUAAUUGCCUUUGUGGCAAUGGCCGCAAGUCAAGGAGACGAGGAAAAUCCCGAGGAAACUCCAGAGGAAACUCCAGAGGAAACACCAGAGGAAACUCCCGAGGAAACCCCAGAAGAAACUCCAGAGGAAACGCCGGAGGAAACGCCGGAGGAAACACCGGAGGAAACGCCGGAGGAGGAAACCCCUGAAGAAGAAACCCCUGAGGAAGAAACUCCUGAGGAAGAAACCCCUGAGGAAGAAACCCCUGAGGAAGAAACUCCUGAGGAGGAAACCCCUGAGGAAGAAACUCCUGAGGAGGAAACCCCCGAGGAAGAAACACCUGAGGAAGAAGAGGAGACUCCCGAAGAGGAGGUUCCCGAAGAGGAAACCGGUGUCACUACUGCUCCUGGCGGUUCAACAGAACCUGGAGCUGGUGCAGAGGGAACAACUAAAGCUACUGUAAAGAAACCAACUAAAAAGCCCACAAAGAAGAAGAAGAAGAAGACCAAAUUCCAAAAGCAAAAGGAAAAGAGAAAGAGGAGAAGGAACAGGAGGAAGAGGAGGAAGAACAGGAACAAGAACAAGAGAAACAAGAAUAAGAAUAAGAACAGGGGCUAA